AUGGCUACUACCACGACGGUCACCAAGAGAGCAGGCGCCGUGGCCUCAAUCAAGCUGCCUGAGGAGGAGAGCCGGUUUCCCGAUAUCAACACGAUUCGGGCGGCCAUCCCCAAGCACUGCUUUGAGCCGUCUGUCGCCAUCUCCAUGGGCUACCUGGUGCGCGAUGUGGUCAUGAUUGGAGCCCUUGGCUGGGCUGCCCUUACUUACAUUCCCACCAUUCCUGACGCCACCAUCCGGACCAUUGCCUGGAUCGUCUAUGGCUUCGUCCAGGGCCUGGUCUGCACCGGACUCUGGAUCCUGGGCCACGAGGCUGGACACGGCGCCUUUUCCCAGCACUCUCUGCUGAACCACGUCGUCGGCUUCUUCUCCCACUCCGUCCUGCUGGUGCCGUACUACUCCUGGAAGUUCUCCCACCACCGCCACCACAAGUACACCGGCCACAUGGAGAAGGACAUGGCCUUUGUUCCCCGGACCCAGCCCGACUACGCCAAGCGAACGCUCGCCGCCCUGGAGAUGCUCGAGGACACCCCCGCCUACCAGUUCGUCACGCUCAUGUUCCACCAGCUCUUCGCGUGGCAGAUCUACCUGCUCUUCAACAUCUCCGCCGGCCGCAACAGCCUGCAGAAGUCCGCUACGACCAUGUUCGGCAAGAGCCACUUUGGGCCCAACAGCGCCGUGUUCCGCCGCAGCGAGGCUCCUUUCAUCUUCCUGUCUGACGUCGGCCUCGCCAUGACGGCGUUUGCGCUGUACAAGCUCGCGGGAGCUGUCGGAACGGGCACCAUGCUGCUCGUCUAUGCGCAGCCUUACUUCUGGGUUCACCACUGGCUGAUUGCCAUCACUUACCUGCACCACACCCACAUGGAGGUGCCUCACUAUGAUGCCGAGAACUGGACCUUUGUCAAGGGCGCCCUGGCGACCGUUGACCGCGAAUUUGGCUUUGUCGGCCGCCACCUGUUCCACUGCAUUAUUGAGCACCACGUUGUUCACCACCUCUUCCCUCGCAUUCCCUUCUACUAUGCUGGAGAGGCCACCGAAGCCAUCAAGCCCGUGCUUGGCGACCUGUACUACCGCGAUGAGCGAUCCUUCCUGGGCCAGCUCUGGAGCAACUUCACCAAGUGCAAGUACGUCGUGGCCGAUGAAAAGACCCCCGGAGCUCUGCAUUGGGCGCAGUAA
Messenger RNA from Trichoderma citrinoviride, 1173 nucleotides. RefSeq lists its product as hypothetical. Gene Ontology annotation, biological process: lipid metabolic process. NCBI's taxonomy places the organism in Eukaryota, Fungi, Ascomycota, Sordariomycetes, Hypocreales, Hypocreaceae. The coding region runs from base 1 to 1173 and encodes 390 amino acids. The transcript has 4 exons. Gene Ontology annotation, molecular function: oxidoreductase activity. The record is from RefSeq and is a predicted model, not a curated record.